This is a messenger RNA of Abrus precatorius (Indian licorice), 3275 nucleotides long. RefSeq names its product sucrose synthase-like. NCBI's taxonomy places the organism in Eukaryota, Viridiplantae, Streptophyta, Magnoliopsida, Fabales, Fabaceae. Gene Ontology annotation, molecular function: sucrose synthase activity. The record is from RefSeq and is a predicted model, not a curated record. Gene Ontology annotation, biological process: sucrose metabolic process. The coding region runs from base 128 to 2563 and encodes 811 amino acids. The transcript has 13 exons.
CGCUCCUUGUCUAUAAAUUAACACUUCCACCCCUUCAUUCUCCAUUCAUUCAUUCCUUCUCCUCCAUCACCCUUUCAUUUUUUGCGUUUAUUCUGUUUCUAUAGUUGAAAGUUCCUCCUCUGAAGCAAUGGCUAAUGUGCAUCAUCUGACCCACUCUUCCUCUUUCCGGGAGAGGCUUGAUGAGACUCUCAGUGGUCAAAGGAAUGAAAUUGUGGCCCUUCUCUCAAGGAUUGAAGCCAAGGGCAAGGGAAUCCUGCAACACCACCAGGUUAUUGCAGAGUUUGAGGAAAUCCCUGAGGAGAAAAGGAAAAAACUACUUGAUGGGGCCUUUGGAGAAGUUUUGAGAUCUACACAGGAAGCCAUAGUGUUGCCACCAUAUGUUGCUCUGGCUGUUCGUCCAAGGCCUGGUGUCUGGGAGUAUCUGCGAGUGAAUGUGCACAUGCUUGUUGUUGAUGAGUUGCGUCCAGCUGAGUAUCUGCGUUUCAAGGAGGAACUUGUUGAGGGAAGUGCUAAUGGCAACUUUGUGCUUGAGUUGGACUUUGAACCAUUUAAUGCAUCCUUUCCCCGUCCAACUUUGAACAAGUCAAUUGGGAAUGGUGUCGAGUUUCUCAAUCGCCAUCUUUCUGCUAAGCUCUUCCAUGACAAGGAGAGCAUGCAGCCACUGCUUGAAUUCCUCAGGCUUCACAGCUACAAGGGAAAGACUAUGAUGUUGAAUGACAGGAUUCAAAAUCUUAACUCUCUCCAACAUGUUUUGAGAAAGGCAGAAGACUAUCUGAGCACAAUUGCUCCUGCAACGCCCUACUCAGAAUUUGAACAAAAAUUCCGUGAGAUUGGUUUGGAGAGAGGCUGGGGUGACACCGCUGAGCGUGUCCUUGAGAUGAUUCAGCUUCUGUUGGAUCUUCUUGAGGCACCUGACCCUUGCACCCUCGAGACAUUCCUUGGAAGAAUCCCAAUGGUCUUUAAUGUUGUUAUCCUUUCUCCACAUGGUUACUUUGCCCAAGACAAUGUCUUGGGGUACCCUGACACUGGUGGACAGGUUGUUUACAUCUUGGAUCAAGUUCGUGCCUUGGAGAAUGAGAUGCUCAACCGCAUCAAGAAACAAGGCUUGGAUAUCACCCCUCGUAUUCUCAUUAUUACCCGUCUUCUCCCUGAUGCAGUAGGAACUACUUGUGGCCAACGCCUCGAGAAGGUGUACGAUACCGAAUAUUGCCACAUUCUUCGAGUUCCAUUUAGAACAGAGAAGGGAAUUGUUCGCAAGUGGAUCUCAAGAUUUGAAGUCUGGCCCUACCUAGAGACUUACACUGAGGAUGUUGCCCAUGAACUUGCCAAAGAGUUGGAAGGCAAGCCUGAUCUGAUCGUUGGAAACUACAGUGAUGGAAACAUUGUUGCCUCUUUGUUAGCACACAAAUUGGGCGUAACUCAGUGUACCAUUGCUCAUGCACUUGAGAAGACCAAAUACCCCGAGUCUGACAUUUACUGGAAAAAAUUUGAAGACAAAUAUCACUUUUCAUGCCAAUUUACUGCUGAUCUUUUUGCAAUGAACCACACAGACUUCAUCAUCACUAGCACAUUCCAAGAGAUUGCUGGGAGCAAGGAUACCGUUGGACAGUAUGAGAGUCACACCGCCUUCACCCUUCCAGGACUUUACCGUGUUGUUCAUGGUAUUGAUGUCUUUGAUCCAAAGUUCAACAUUGUCUCACCUGGAGCUGACAUGAACAUAUACUUCCCAUACACUGAAACUAAGCGUAGAUUGACAUCCUUCCACCCUGAGAUUGAAGAGCUUCUUUACAGCUCUGUGGAGAAUGAGGAGCACAUAUGUGUAUUGAAGGACCGCAACAAGCCAAUCAUCUUUACCAUGGCAAGGCUGGACCGUGUGAAGAACAUCACAGGGCUUGUUGAGUGGUACGGCAAGAACGAGCGGCUCCGUGAGUUGGUAAACCUGGUGGUUGUGGCAGGAGACAGGAGGAAGGAGUCAAAGGACUUGGAAGAGAAAGCUGAGAUGAAGAAAAUGUAUGGCCUCAUUGAGACCUACAAGUUGAAUGGACAAUUCAGAUGGAUAUCCUCUCAGAUGAACAGAGUGAGGAAUGGAGAGCUGUACCGUGUGAUUUGUGACACAAAGGGUGCUUUUGUCCAGCCUGCAAUUUAUGAAGCUUUUGGUUUGACUGUUGUUGAGGCCAUGACUUGUGGGUUGCCAACAUUUGCCACUUGCAAUGGUGGUCCUGCUGAGAUCAUUGUGCAUGGAAAAUCUGGCUACCACAUUGACCCUUACCAUGGUGAUCAAGCUGCUGAGAUCCUUGUUGACUUCUUUGAGAAGAGCAAGGCUGACCCAUCUCAUUGGGACAAAAUCUCCCAGGGUGGCCUCAAGCGUAUUCAUGAGAAGUACACAUGGCAAAUUUACUCUGAUAGGCUUCUGACUCUCACUGGUGUCUAUGGCUUCUGGAAGCAUGUCACCAACCUUGAUCGCCGUGAGAGCAAACGCUACCUCGAGAUGUUCUACGCCCUAAAGUACCGCAAAUUGGUAUAUAUGCAUUCUACUCAUUACAUUAUUCAAUUGUUUCAUUAAUGAAUUAAAUUUGAUAUUUGGAGUUACUGAAAUAGGUCAGGGUACUAUUUUUCCUCAAAGCAAUGCGUAGUCUGUUAUCAAUUUAUUUAUUUUUACAAAUAAAAUUCAGCAUAGCUAAAAGUGCUAUUGAACAAAAGGGAUAGUUUUUGAACAAAACACUAUAUUAAGCAAUUUUGGGGUUAUCAUUUAAUUAAAAUUGAAGUUUUUCUUCCAUAUUUUGUACAAUAAUAAUUAAAAUAAUGGUUUGCACUAAUUUUAAAAUGAAAGUUCAGAUUUAAUUGAGGUGGGUUUAAUUCUAAAUGCACAACAUUUACAACACCUAUGUCUUGACCUUUUUUAUUUUCCUUUUCUUUCUUUGAAAUGUGAACUUACUGAUAUAUUAUGUCAUUCUCGUGACCUCAGGCUGAGUCUGUGCCCCUUGCUGUUGAAGAGUAAAAAUCAAGGCUGAAGAGAAGAGUGUUGGAGAAACCGGCUUUUGGUUAUUUGGAGUCUUAUGGAGAAUUUACAAAUAACGCCAUUGAUUUUGAUUGUGAUUAGGUUUCCGAUUUAAAAAAGUCUAAAAAAUUGUCUUUGAGAUUUUGGGUUAAAAAAGUGAAAAAACAUAAAAAAAAAGGUCCUUGUCUUUCUGUUAUUGCAAUAUUGAAUAUGAUUGGAAAUCUUUAGAUUUGGGUGUUCAACCCCAUCAAUUCAAUUUAAAGAUGUGCCUUCAAUU